Salmo salar (Atlantic salmon) is the source of this 896-nucleotide messenger RNA. Its product is annotated as troponin I, fast skeletal muscle-like. Gene Ontology annotation, cellular component: troponin complex. Lineage: Eukaryota; Metazoa; Chordata; Actinopteri; Salmoniformes; Salmonidae. Gene Ontology annotation, biological process: skeletal muscle contraction; cardiac muscle contraction. The record is from RefSeq and is a predicted model, not a curated record.
AUACCUUCCAUAUCUGUUCCUGUCUCUGUGUUGCCUGUAGCUCUCAUCCCGACAUCCUUUACUUGUAUCUUCACUGGGCUUAUAGGAAUUAUACUAUCGAUGUUGGACUGCUGUGUUACAUUUGGGAAGUAAAACAAAACGACCGGCCAAAAUGUCUGAUAAAAAGAUGACAACGAGCCGUAGGAACUACCUGAAGAGCUUGAUGCUGCAGAUCGCUGCCGGGUUGCUCGAGGCUGAAGCGGUCGAGGCUGAGGCAGAGAAGGCCAGGUACAUGGAGGAGAACUGCCCUGCCCCACAAUUCUUGGUAUGCAUGGCAGAGCUCACGGACUUGUGCAAGAAGCUCCAUCAGAAUAUCGAGAGGAUUGAUGAGGAGAGAUACGACAUGUCAACCAAGGUGACCAAGUCCGAGAAGGAGGUUGAGGACUUGAAGAUGAAGGUAGUUGAACUGAAUGGCAAGUUCAGGAAGCCCGUCCUGAAGAGAGUGCGUAUGUCUGCUGAUGCUAUGCUCCAGGCUCUGCUGGGCUCCAAACACAAGGUGUCCAUGGAUCUGAGGUCCAACCUGAAGCAGGUCAAGAAGGAGGUCAAGGAGGAGGACAAAGAUGCUGUGGGUGACUGGCGUAAGAACAUCGAAGACAAAUCAGACAGAAAGAAGAUGUUUGAGACUAAUAAGGAGUAGAUACGAAACCUGUCUGGAACUCUUCUGGCAAAUAUCCACGUGUGUAAUCAAAUGCUCCUGUUUAGACCAACCAAUGUGUUCGGAUUUCCAUUUGUCCCCCAUUGGAUAUCUGGCCUUUUGUUUCACACGUAACACAAAAACAGUUAGGUGACCCAAAAAAUUAUAUUGUGCAAUAUUUAUACUAAUUGUCAUCAAAUAAACCCUGGUCAGCUAAUAGAAA